GCAGGAAGUUCCUCCUCCCGGGCCGGACCGGGCCGGGCCCGGCGGGCGGCGGCGGCGGUGCCAUGCGCGGCGGGAGCGCCGGCGGGGGCGGCCGCGGCGGGUCAGCUCGGGAGCCGCCGGCCCGGGGCCGCCGAGCCCCGCUCGGGCUGCGGGAGGGCGAUGGGGCCGCGAGCGUUGCGGGUGCUCCUCGCUGCGGGGCUGCUCCUCGCCGCCGGCCCCGGCGCAGGUGACAGCUCGUGGCAGCGCCAUGCAGAAUUGGGACACUCCUGGCACGUAACCCCGUGGGUCCUGCGGCACAACCAGAUGCUCAGCCUGGCAGAGGCGACCCAGGGGGGGUUCCCCGCCUGGCUGAAGGUCCUGCUGGAGCUGGAGGGGAUGAGGCUGGUGCUGGAGCUGGAGCAAAACUGGGAGCUGGUGCUGGGCACCGGGGCGCUGCUGUACUACCUGCCCAACGGCACACGCGUGACACAGGAGGCCAGCGAGCAGGAGCACUGCUGCUACCAGGGGACAGUGCAGGGCUUCCCCGGCUCCUGGGCCAGCCUCUGCGCCUGCGCCGGACUCAGCGGCCACCUCUGGCUGUCAGAGACCAGGAGCUACGGGCUGGAGCCUGACGCCAGCAGCGCCUCAGGGCAGCACAUUGCGUACCGGCCGUGGGAGGUCCGGCUGGCGCCACGGGCCUGCGGGCAGGGCCCCCCAGACCCUCCCCGGGCAGAGGCAGAGAAGACAGAGCCCCCCUGGCCACAGAGGGGCAAGCGGGCGGUGGCGGAGCAGCGGUUUGUGGAGUUGGUGAUGGUGGUGGACCACGCUGCGUUCCAGAAUUACCCUGACCUGCAACGCGUCCGCACCCGGACCCUGGAAAUCGCCAACCAGGUGGACGCGUUCUUCCAGCCGCUGGGAGUGCGGGUGGCCUUGCUGGCAGUGGAGGUCUGGAGCGAGGGCGACAGGUUCAUGGUGGGCGGCAGCGCCCGGGUUGCGCUGGAGCGGUUCCUGCGCUGGCGCCGGGAGGAGCUGCUGCCCCGGCUGCCCCACGACAAUGCCCAGCUCCUCACAGGCGCCCACUUUGACGACGUCUCAGUGGGGAUGUCGGCUCAAGCCUCCAUGUGUUCCCCUGCGCGCUCCGGUGGGAUCAGCAUGGACCACUCGGUCAGCGUCCUUGUCGUCGCAUCCACUGUAGCCCAUCAGCUGGGGCACAACCUGGGUAUGCGCCACGACAGCGCCAGGCACUUCUGUGACUGCAGUGACCUCCGGCAAGACCGUGGCUGCAUCAUGGCAUCACCCACAGGGCUGACGCCCGGCUUGAGCUUCAGCAACUGCAGCCGACAGGACCUGGAACGCAGCCUGCAGCAGGGACGGGGCUGGUGCCUCUCCAAUGUUCCCGAGCCCCGGCGCCUGGCUGGGAGCCCCCGCUGCGGGAACCACUUCCUGGAGCCAGGCGAGAGCUGCGACUGCGGCCUCAGUGUGGAGUGCACUGAUCCCUGCUGCAACAGCAGCACCUGCCAGCUGGUGCCCGGUGCCGAGUGCGCCAUGGGAGACACGUGCUGCCAGGACUGCCAGCUGCACCGCGCUGGACACCUGUGCCGGGAGCCUGUGGGCGAGUGCGACCUGCCGGAGUUCUGCGAUGGGGUCUCGCCGCGCUGCCCACCGGACACCUUCCUGCAGGACGGGCAGCCAUGUGCCGGCGGGCGGGCGGUCUGCUAUGGCGGCGCCUGCACCUCCUACGAGGGGCAGUGCCAGCAGCUGCUGGGGCCAGGUGCCAGCCCCGUCUCCAGCUCCUGCAUGGCCUCCCUGAACGCGAAAGGGGAUGAACACGGACACUGCGGGCAGCUCCCCAAUGGCUCCUACAUUGCCUGCGCCCAACGGGAUGCUGGCUGUGGGAUGCUGCAGUGCCAGCGUGGUACCGCCCAGCGGGGUGCAGGAUCCUGCCAGGGGACCCUCCUGCCUGGGGACGAGGACGUGAGCGAUGCAGCCAUGGUGCUGUCCGGCACCGCCUGUGGUCCCAGGAAGGUGUGCAUCCAGCGCCGGUGCCAGGAUGUCUCUGUGCUGGGUGACCCGCAGUGCCGGAGCAAGUGCCACGGGCAUGGGGUGUGCAACAACCACGGGCACUGCCAUUGCGAGCAGGGCUGGGCCCCCCCAACCUGUGAGAGCCCCGGUGCGGGGGGCAGCCAGGACAGCGGCCCUGCCACCCUGGAGCGAGGGGGGAGCGCCCUGCCCACCGCCCUGCUGCUGAGCGCGCUGCUGGCGCUGGCCCUGGCGCUGGGGCUCUGCUGCGCCCGCCGCGCCGGGCUGCACAAGCACCUCUGCCAGCUCGGCAAGGGGACCUCCUGCCAGUACAGCGCUGAGACCCAGGUCCGAUUCCUGGGUCCAGAAGGCCCAGACAGCUGGAGCGGGAUCUCACAGCCGGAGCCCCAGUCGGGCAGCCAGGCCCCCCCCAAGCGCCCCCGACCACCGCAGUGGCAUCAGGCCACGGAGCUGCAGGUCAUGCACAGCAACAAGCCGGCUGCCCUCGGCUCGGCCCGGCCUGACCCGCCCUCCCGGCCUCUCCCGCCGGACCCUCCUCCCAAGGCCCCCCCCUCGGACAGGCCGCCCCCCCCCACACGCCCGCUGCCCGCGGACCCCGUGGUGCCAGGCACUCAGUCCCCAGGUCUGGCCAAGCCCCCCCCACCUCAGCGACCGCUGCCCUCAGCCCCCCCAGCACCUUCACUCCCCCCCAGUGAGACACCCCCUGGUCACCCCUACGUCAUGGUGAUUCCCUCCAGACCGGCACCUCCGCCGCCGCCCGCGGGCGCCCAGCGGGAGGCCUGAGCCGCGGGCCGGGACCGCCGCAGCGCUGGAGCCGCCGGGCCGGGCCGCGGGGAAGGCCUCGUCCCGGGUGCCGCGGGGCCUCGCCGCCCGCCUGUCCCCCGCCGACGCCAAUAAAGGGGCUGUGAGCUGC
Phalacrocorax carbo (great cormorant) is the source of this 2932-nucleotide messenger RNA. NCBI's taxonomy places the organism in Eukaryota, Metazoa, Chordata, Aves, Suliformes, Phalacrocoracidae. The record is from RefSeq and is a predicted model, not a curated record.